ACACAAAAUCUUAGAAGAAAAAUAAAAGAUUACAAAAUUUGUCUUAGGAGAUUAAAGCUUGUAGCUCUCUCAACCUCGUUUCCAGAUAAAGUCAUGAGUUUGUGGGUUUGAGAGAGAACAGAGCGUCUCAGAAAUCUAAAACUAGCUUUGAGAGGGUCUUCAAUGGCAGACGCGCGAGAGAUUUGAUCAAGUAAUUCCGCCAUUAAAACUGGAGCGAAGAAAAACAGAGUAUUAUCCUUACAGAGCGACAGAGGCCCACGAAGCGCCGCAGAGCAGACAGCAAACCUUCAUAUUUUAAACCUCCAAAAAAUGUCAAAAGUUGAAAGAUCAACCUCCAUUUAGCGACAGCAAAAUCCCAGUCCAAACGCUACAGAAUUUUCCCAUCUAUUUCCUUUCGGGUCUCUCAAUUAAUUGCCCUCUCUCUCUCUCUCUCUCUCUCUCUCUCUCUGUCAAUUCAGCCAUGGCGAGAUUUGAUUUACAGAGAUAGGGCUUCAUAAUAUACGAAUCCUUAGUUUCGUUUCUCAAAUUUGAACUCAUAGAAACGCGAAAAGAGCGAUGGAUUUGAGGAAAAUCGUGGUGAUUGUUGAGGAUGUUGAAGCAGCUAGAACGGCAUUGAAAUGGACGCUCAAUAACCUAAUGCGCUACGGCGAUUUGAUUACUCUUCUCCAUGUAUUUCGCACUACAAGAUCCAAAAGCGCUUCCAAACUUCGUCAUCUCCGAUUGAACGGCUAUCAAUUAGCCCUAUCCUUCAAAGACCUCUGUACCACUUUCCCCAAUACAAAGGUAGAGAUUAUUGUGACGGAAGGCGGCGGCGGCGGCUGCGACGAAGAAGGUAGAAAGAUCGCGGCCGUGGUUAGAGAGAUUGGAGCUUCUGUACUUGUGGUCGGCCUCCAUGACCGCAGCUUUCUGUACAAGAUGGCUGUGGAGGAAGAUGAUAUAGCAAGGAACUUCAAAUGUAAAGUUCUGGCAAUCAAGAGCUCGACAGAAGAAUCACAGAAAACCAAAAACGUGGAGGUUAUAGCAGCAGCGGAUACGGGCAGUUCAACAAACAUGGACUUUUCCCAGAUCGAGAUUGCCAAAUUACAAGCACCUGAAAUUCCUCCGCAGAAAAUUCCAUACAGAAUCUGCCCCGACCCUUCUGCCAUUAUUUGGAGAUCCAAGAGAUCAAGAACAAGGUGGACCUUGUGACAUCGGGCCUCUCUCUUUAUUUAUCUUCUACUCCUUCAUUCCACUAAUGCAUCUUCUCUCUCGCUUUACACACCCUCUUAGACAUCCCCAAUAAUGGAGUUUUUCUUUUCUUUU
Molecule: messenger RNA, 1302 nt
Organism: Cucurbita maxima (winter squash)
Lineage: Eukaryota; Viridiplantae; Streptophyta; Magnoliopsida; Cucurbitales; Cucurbitaceae
Exons: 4
Coding region: 556-1188 (210 amino acids)
Source: RefSeq, a predicted model, not a curated record